AUGGCGUCCAGCUAUGCCCACGCCAUGGAGAGGCAGGCCCUGCUGCCCGCCCGCCUCGACGGCCCCGCCGGCCUGGACAAUUUACAAGGCAAGAAGAACUUCUCCGUGAGCCACCUGCUGGACCUGGAGGAGGCGGGCGACAUGGUGGCCGCCCAGGCGGACGAGGGUGGCGGCGAGCCCGGCCGGAGCUUGUUGGAGUCCCCCGGGCUGACCAGCGGCAGCGACACCCCGCAGCAGGACAAUGAUCAGCUGAACUCAGAAGAGAAGAAGAAAAGAAAGCAGAGAAGGAACAGGACUACAUUCAACAGCAGCCAGCUCCAGGCACUAGAGCGGGUCUUUGAGAGGACACACUACCCCGAUGCCUUUGUACGGGAAGACCUUGCACGCAGAGUCAACCUCACUGAAGCCAGAGUUCAGGUGUGGUUCCAGAACCGGAGAGCAAAGUUUCGCCGGAAUGAGAGGGCCAUGCUGGCCAGCAAGAACGCCUCUCUGCUCAAAUCCUACUCAGGGGACGUGACCGCUGUGGAGCAGCCCAUAGUACCUCGCCCAGCUCCGAGACCCACCGACUAUCUCUCCUGGGGUACUGCCUCGCCUUACAGUGCUAUGGCCACCUACUCCGCCACGUGUACCAACGCCAGCCCAGCGCAGGGCAUGAAUAUGGCCAACAGUAUUGCCAACCUGAGACUGAAGGCAAAGGAAUAUAGUUUACAGAGGAAUCAAGUGCCCACAGUCAAUUAACGACUGGAGGCAGCUGCUUCGCAGAAGGAGAAAAUACAACAGCACCCGUCCUGCUUCGCAACUUGUUUGUGCUGAAAGAAAAAAAAAUACAAAAAAAUACAAAAAAAAAAAAGCCAACCCCAACCCAGAACUGAACAUUGGGACCGAAGCGGGAGCAAACUGAACCGCUCGUGAGUGACAAGGUUCCUCCUUCCUUUUGGGAUAAUGCCACCAUUUUUUUUCUUGUUAUUGUCAGGUUUAUUGCUUCUGCUCAAUAUACUACGAGCUUCUUCAGUUAAGGACAGUCUCACCCUUGUUGUUUUCCAUUUUUGUAUGGGACUGCAAAAAGAAACCUCUGCUGAUCUCAGCCUGCGGAUGCCUCCUGCCCAGCACCAUGCUGAGAUGCAAAGCUUGCUCCCCCUGCCCCGGCUCACCCUAGAAGAAGAAUUUGUUCGGUCACUGCUUCCCAUUGUAUCCACCCGACCCUCCAUCCCCCUCCUGAGUCCCUCGUGCCACAGAGGCAGCGGUGUUCCCGUUAGACUGCGAGAAUCCUGUUAGCGCGACGAGAUGGGGGCAUCCUUCCUGGGUUGCCUGGACCGGUCUGAGAUGCAAGGAAGACCUUGGGCUUCGCAGUGUUGCGUUGCUUCCUUGAGGAUUGCCGCCUCGAAAAGCCAAAGAAGAGAGAAAAGCCAGUGUGCGUUUGUGAGGGGGGUGGGAUGUAUUGGGGAGGUCGCUCUGUAGUGCCAGGAAUAGGACUGUUAGGACACUCCUUUCUAUGCCUUACGGUUUGUGCCACAGGGAGAGGCAUUGUCCGGAUGCAUUUGUUUUAUAUAUACUGUAUAUAUUUAUAUAUAUAAGAUAUACAUGCAAGCUUGGUUGGUGUUUUUUAUUAAACGAAAUAAAAUCCAUUGAAAAUGUU
Cygnus olor (mute swan) is the source of this 1636-nucleotide messenger RNA. RefSeq names its product paired related homeobox 1 (gene PRRX1). The record is from RefSeq and is a predicted model, not a curated record. Bases 1 to 738 code for a protein of 245 amino acids. The transcript has 4 exons. Gene Ontology annotation, molecular function: DNA binding; DNA-binding transcription factor activity, RNA polymerase II-specific. NCBI's taxonomy places the organism in Eukaryota, Metazoa, Chordata, Aves, Anseriformes, Anatidae. Gene Ontology annotation, biological process: regulation of DNA-templated transcription.